AUGGAUCUAACACCUGGUGCCAUUGGCUGUGCUUUGUCCCACAUGCAGAUAUGGCUGGACAUCAUGAAGCACCACGGGGAAGGCAAAUACCACGGGAAUGAGCGGAGCCAGUUUCUGGUGGUGGAAGACGACUGCGAGUUUGCCCCAGAUUUUUCCGAUGAGCAGGUGGAGGCCAGACUGGCAGAAGUGCCGGAUGACUGGCAGCUAGUCUUCUUGGGUGGCGUGGAUGCCAUGGGUCUCCAGCCUUUGCUGCAGAUCUCUCCGGGCGUGAGGAGAGUUUACAAUGGUUCGCGCGAAACGACGGCCUACGUGAUCAACGUUGAAGGUGUCCGGGAAGCUCUGAGAGUGUGCUUCCCGCUGUGCUGGCAGCUGGACACCAUGCUGACUCUGAACUCGCGAUUGUGCGAUCCGCCACUCUGGGUCAGCGAGGACAUGAUGCUCUCCUACACGGUUAGGCCCAUGAGCUACAUCCUCUGGCCGCCCCUGGCGGUGCAGAACAAAAGAGACUUCCGAACUGACGUUCAGAAGGAUGAGCAUCCGGAGUUUCUUCGAUCCAACAGCUACAACGUCGCGCCUACGAUUAUCGACGCCCCGUUGCCCGCGACCUCUGCAUUGCUCGCCUUUGACGAGUUUGAUGCAGAGGUCUUGGAAAGGACCUACGCUCUUGUGGGUAGUUGGGAUGAUUGGGCAGCUUUCCAUCCCUUGCACUUCUCUGGCAUGGGUCGCGAGGCACUGGUGGCUGAGGUAGACAUCCCUCCUGGUGCUCCUGUGGAGUUCCAAGUGGUGCGCGACAACGACUGGAAUCAGCGCUUUUUCCCCGAGCGCGACGGCCAGAUUUCUUGGGGCGGCAACCAGGAGGCCCACGGCAAGAAUUGGAAGCAGGAGGUUCCUUUGGGUCCUCCGAAGAAGCUUCACGUCUCCUGGGACCCCCGUGGUGCAGGCCGCUUGGAGCAUCACCUCGGCGAGGCCACCAACUUGGCCUUAGCAAGGCCCUACGCCCUCAGCGGCAGCUGGGAUGGGUGGACGUCACACACGGCAUUUGUCCACUCCGAAGAGAGACCAGGCACUUACGUGGCGGCUGUCGAAGUCCCGGCAGAUGUCCAGUUGGAGUUUCAAAUCGUCUGCGAGGGUGAGUUUGAGGCCAUCGCAGUUGCUGUCCCCGGAGAGGCUGUCCUGCACAGGAAAGAGUUGGCCUGGGAGAUGUCGCUGCUCGUGCUGCUGUCCGUCCUUGGCCUUGCCCAGAGUUCGACGACAGUCAGGCAGCUCGGUGAUGGCGACAAAUCCAGCCCCGGAGCCCAUGUGGCCAUGUCAAAAGAUGGCAGCAAACUCGUCUACGGAGUCAACGGCGGUUCGGCUUACACCAGCUCGGACUCCGGCGCCAAUUGGGAUAUGACGACGGGCAUGAUGUUUUCGUUGGCGGGCUGGCAGGGUGUUGCCAUCUCCCCCGACGGCACUAAGAUCGCCCUCGCGGCGAUGAAAAAUGGAAUUUUAAUGGGAAGUGAAGACUUCGGCGCCAGCUGGCAGGAUGCAGACCUUCCGCUAAGCUUCGAUUGGGUAGACAUCGAUGUGACGAACGAUAACUGGGUCACUGCUGUCGCGGAGAACGGUGCAAUUGCAAGCAGCAUUAAUGGUGUCAUGGGCCCCUUCUUCCUGCACAACUAUUCUUCCAUGCAGUUGCGAUUCAGUACCGUGGUCACGUCUCCAGACUUCACCUACAUUGUGGCGCUUGCAGACCGGUGGGGUAAUGGGCUUGGAAGCAUCUACAUCAGUACGGAUGGUGGCCAAACCUUCCCUCAGUCCAACAGCUCGGAAGCUGUAAAUGCGUCUGAGUUGUGGGACUUUGCCAUGUCGGCCGAUGCCAGGAUCCAGGUAUGUUGCCGGCCCAACCCGGGUUCGGGCGUCGUCGCACUUCUCAGUGGCGAUGGUGGGAUGACUUGGGGGACCGACUACUGGCUGGGUGGUAUCCAGGACUUGUGGGACUGUCAAUCCGCAGCCCUGAGUGGGGACGGAUCGAUGGCGGCGUUUUCCGGUUGGGGUCAAAAUCCAUAUGUGGUUACUUUUACACCCACGUAUCCAACCACCACCACCACCGGUACCACCGCCACCAGCACCGUCACCACCGUUACCGCUACAACCGUGACGACAACCACCGUGACGACAACCACAGUCACGGCCACCGACACCUCCACGGCCACAGCCGCCAGCGACGCGACCGGCAAUACAACGACCACAAUGGCACCGGUCCCCAGCGUCCUUGAAGUUUCUUUUCAAUUGACUGUGGACGACCCCACCACGAUUACCGAGAACGAUACGUUGAAGGAUGCCAUGGUUCAGGGGGUUGCUUCCUCCCUGGGGGUGGAUCCGUCGCUGGUGACCCUGGAAUUUCAGGAGGUGCCAUCUCGGCGUCUUGCAAGGAGUGUUCAGGCCACCACGCUUCUGGCUAUCUUCAAAGUGUCCCUCCCCAGCAAGCAAGCGGCCGAGUCAGCGAAAGCAAGUUACGAUCAGCUCUCACUGACCGAGGCCACCGCCGACAUCACAAGCUUCUUAGCGGACGCAGGCUAUUCGGGCACAGUCGAGGUCACCGGCAAGACUGCGACUGUUGCCACCACCACCACCACCACCACCACCACGUCCGCCACCACGGCCACAACCGCCAGACCGGAUGCUGCCAAUGUCGCGACGUCGCAGGUGGUGAGUGCGGCCCUGGCCUUCUUGGCAGCCAGCCUCUCUUCAAUAUUCUGA
Molecule: messenger RNA, 2742 nt
Organism: Symbiodinium sp. CCMP2592
Lineage: Eukaryota; Dinophyceae; Suessiales; Symbiodiniaceae
Source: the annotation of a GenBank genome assembly